UUUCACUCUCCGCCGCACUCUCUCUCCAACUGUUGUUUUCCUCUUCGGUGAAAUCAAACGACUUCCUUCUCUCUCUCCUCAAAACUCUACUCUCUCUCUACUCUCCCCUGAUUGUUUUCUCUCUCUUAGGGUUUCUUCACUUCAAGUAUGGCUUCGUCUUCGUCUGAACCUGCUCUGAAAGCCGAAACUGGAGGCGGAGGCGGUGGUGGAAGUGGUGGUAGCGGCGGAGAAACUUCAGAAGCGGCCGUGAUAGCGAACGAUCAGCUGUUGCUGUACAGAGGACUGAAGAAAGCUAGAAAAGAGAGGGGAUGUACGGCCAAAGAACGAAUCAGUAAGAUGCCCCCUUGCGCCGCCGGCAAACGCAGCUCCAUUUACCGAGGUGUCACCAGGCAUAGAUGGACUGGUCGUUACGAAGCUCACCUUUGGGAUAAAAGUACUUGGAACCAAAAUCAAAACAAGAAGGGAAAGCAAGUUUACUUGGGUGCAUAUGACGACGAGGAGGCUGCAGCCAGAGCAUAUGAUCUUGCAGCCUUGAAAUACUGGGGCCCAGGGACGCUCAUCAAUUUUCCCGUCACAGAUUAUACAAGAGAUCUAGAAGAGAUGCAGAAUGUCUCAAGAGAGGAUUACCUUGCAUCUCUACGAAGAAAGAGUAGCGGUUUCUCAAGAGGAAUCUCCAAAUAUCGUGCACUUUCCAGUCGAUGGGACCCAUCACUUGGUCGUAUGGCUGGGCCUGAUUACUUCAACAGCAUAAAUUAUGGUACAGGUGAAGAUGAAGGUGAAUAUUCUGGUGGUUUUUGUAUUGAGAGAAAGAUUGAUCUGACACCUUACAUCAAGUGGUGGGGACCCAGCAAAAGCCGUCAAUCAGAUUCUCUCUCAAAAUCUUCAGAGGAAACAAAACAUGGACAUUCUGAUGAUAUUGGCAGUGAACUUAAAACAUUGGAAUGGGCAAUCCAGCCAACUGAGCCCUACCAGAUGCCCCGUUUGGGCAUGUUCCAUGAAGGGAAAAAAAAAGGCUCGUUGUCUGCCAUGAGCAUCUUGUCACGAUCCGCUGCCUAUAAGAGCUUGCAAGAGAAAGCAUCAAAGAAGCAAGAAAAUAAAACCGACAAUGACGAGAAUGAAAACAAAUGUACAAUCAGCAAAAUGGACUAUGGCAAGGCUGUUGAGAAAUCAAGUCAUGAUGGAAGAAGUGAGGGACUUGGAGUUGCACUGGGAGCGGGUGGAGGGGGACUGCCUCUUCAGAGAAAUAUGUACCCAUUGGCUCCUUUUUUGUCUGCACCGCUUCUGACCAACUACAACACUAUCGAUCCCUUAUCAGAUCCCGUUCUUUGGACAACACUCGUUCCUGUUCUUCCUCCUGGACUUCCUCGUGCUGCUGAGGUGACAAAGACAGAGACCAGUUCAGAUUAUACCUUUUUCCAGCAGGAGGAAUAACAAUCCGCUCUACAUUUAACUGAAUGCAGUGGGAAAGCAUAUUUUUCUUUAACUCGGGAAAAUCAAGUUAUGCAUUUGCGCUGUGCAGGAGGAAUUAUAUCAACAUCUUGGACUAUCUUGAGGAUGAGGAGUUAUAUAUACGGUUGCAUACUUGUACUGUAUGGGUUUUGGAGAAGGAAAACAGAGAGCGAGCUGUAUAAUAGGAGUAUAACAAAUUUUUUUAUUUUUAUUUUUUGGUUUAUCUUUAGUUGAUGUUUCAGAGAAUUGUAUACCAGAAUAAUGCCAUAGUGUAUGAGAAGGUUUUUGUACUUUAAAGAUGACUUGUGUCAAGUAUGUUUUAUAUAGGAAACUUGUAAAUAAACAAGUUGAGUUGAAAAAUAGUGUCUGCCUUUUGUUAGAUGGA
Messenger RNA from Camellia sinensis, 1834 nucleotides. RefSeq names its product Integrase-type DNA-binding superfamily protein. Gene Ontology annotation, biological process: regulation of DNA-templated transcription. The record is from RefSeq and is a predicted model, not a curated record. Lineage: Eukaryota; Viridiplantae; Streptophyta; Magnoliopsida; Ericales; Theaceae. Gene Ontology annotation, molecular function: DNA binding; DNA-binding transcription factor activity.